AUGAUGGUGAACGAUGAUGGGGUUAAGGAGGAGACCGUUUUGGUAAGUCCUACAGUUCCUAAGCGCUCUAGGCUCAGUAAGGGGUGGAGGCGGAAACAUGCUCAGUCGGGGGCUGGUUCCUUUUCUUCACCAGGGGUUUCGGACUCUUCUGUUGGGAGGUCCGGGGAGGUGCAGGUUUCAGACCAGUCUCAGAGUAGGGGGUCUGGUGGUUGUUUCGUUUGUGGCCAGCAGGGCCAUGGCAGACGUUUUUGUCCUUUGCGUGUAAGUUCUUCGGGUGUUUCAAAACCCAGUCAGACUCAGUCAUACCCGUCCAGUCGGGGCGCUAUCGUAUCUCCUUCUAUUUUCAUAGAAAAUACUUCUGACACAUUGGAAGAGACAGACGAAAUUACUUCUGAUACGUCGGAAGAGGCCCAAAUUCUUGCAGACUUACUUGAAGCAAAUGGGGUUAACAAAUUAUUUGACAAACUUGAAGCACCCUUUGCUCCAUCUAGCUUUCUUUUGGGAACUUCCUCUAAUGAAGCAGCCAUCCAUAUUCAGAAAGGUCUUAUUAUUUCUCUCCAAUCACUGACGGAUGUUAAUGGCAUGAUUGCUGUAGCAAACAACGUUUUCAUGAUUUUGAAGAGUUUGGGUGUAGACUUCAUCUCUUUUUACGAGAAGGUGAAGAUAUUCCUUGGGUGCUUUGCUUCGAAAACCCAACUUGCAGAUUCUUCAAACUUGUCUACUGCAGAAUUUGAGGCCCAAUAUUACGAGAAGAAGCUUCAUUUCGACAAAGUUUCUGGCGAACAUGAACAGUUGUCUGCUUCAAUUAUCAAGUCGGAUGAGCACAUCGCGGGUCUUAAUCAAAGGAUUAUUCAAACCAAAGAGUUACUCAAACAAGCGGAACAUGCAUCAUUUAUGUGUGAUUUUGCACAAGCUUCCGAGAAUGUUUCUAAAUCAGAAGAAGACGUGCAAACUGCCCUGAAUGUUUUGAGCCAACACAAGAAGAAGAAUGGACAACACAGUGUUGUGGAACGUGCCUUUGAAAGGGCUAAGGCUUCUCUUAAUGAAUGAAUGCACUUUUAUUUUGUUAUUCAUCCGAACAUAAUGUAUUUAUGAAAUUUCGCUCAGUGAUAGAUUUAUUUGUUAUAUGAAAUUUCUCAAUACAAUACAUUGAUUUGUCUUAUUUUGGCCGUACACAAUAGAUUUAUUUGUUAUAUGAAAUUUCUCAAUACAAUACA
Molecule: messenger RNA, 1217 nt
Organism: Camellia sinensis
Lineage: Eukaryota; Viridiplantae; Streptophyta; Magnoliopsida; Ericales; Theaceae
Source: RefSeq, a predicted model, not a curated record